CUUCUAAAUUCAAUGACUCUUUAUUUGACAGUGUAGAGGAAGGUUGCGAAUGCGUUUGAAAAAGUGAUCAAAGAGGAAAGAGAGAAAGUACUAGCUAUAGCAUUCCAAAAAGGCGGAUUGAUUUUGAGAUUUAUAUUUAUAUUUGUUACAACCCAAGACGCACACAACACGCUUUACGAUCUAACAACCAAGGACCAGAACAAGAACAAUGUCAACACUAAACAAAAAAACCGUCCUCAUCACCGGCUGUUCAACCCACAGUCUAGGUUAUGCACUUGCACUGGCAUUCCACGAUGCCGGAUUCCGCGUCUUCGCAACGGCGAGAAAUGAGGCGAAAAUGCAAGGAUUGAUCGGCGAGGCCAAAACGAGAACUCUGACCAAAAGAGGAAAGAGAAGUCGCCAGGUUCAUGAUGACGAAUCUGUCGAUAUUGAUGUCGAUGUCGAUAUCGACUUAGUGAAACUAGAUGUUCUGGACCAGGCUAGUAUCGACAAUUGUGUGGCGACCGUGGAAGGAUUGAUUGAUGAGGGGGCUCGGAGUGGGAGAAAUGUAGCGGGGUUGAGUUGUUUGGUUAACAAUGCUGGUGGAGGCUAUAACAUGCCCAUCUCCGACCUCUCCAUUGCCGAAGGCAAACAAUUAUUCGACUUGAAUGUCUGGUCAUACAUCUCUAUGACACAGGCCUUCCUCCCCCUUCUCAUGACACACUCCUCACAGUCCUCCUCAUCACGCAGCCUCAUCAUCAACAACACCUCCGUCUCCAGCAUCGAACCCACACCGCAUAAUUCCGCAUAUCACGCCAGCAAAGCAGCCGCCGCUAUGUUUUCAACCCACAUGCGCAUCGAACUUGAACCAUUCGAUAUUAAAGUCAUCGACCUGAAGACCGGAUGUGUCCAUUCGAGUUUCCACGCCAAUCAUCAGGAUGGUAGGGCUUCAUUACCGGCCACGAGUCUAUAUCUCCCGAUCCGAGCACAGACGGAAUCGGCGAUGAGAGGUGCUUUUCCAGAUAGAGAGGAUCCGGAUGUUUGGGCGAGGAAUGUGGUGGGUGAUGUUACGAGGUCGUGGAGGAAUCCGCCGUUGGAGGUUUGGAGAGGGACGGGCGCGUGGAGAACUUGGUUUUAUGAUCGGUUUUGGCCCAGGGGGUGGUGGGACCAGAGUUGGAGGAGGAGUGUGGGUUUGGAUUUGUUGAGGGUUAUGAGGGGGAAUCGAUAGUGGGUAUGAAUGAUGGUCCUCCAGGAGGGAUAUAAAAGGGGGAUGGAUGGGUGGGUUGUGGGUUUAUCUAGGAGAUGUUGGAAAUCUGACCGUGGAUGGGAUUCUCUAUGAUCACUUCUUUGAUUGAAAAGUAACAUGGUGGUAUAUACUAUUCUCUAGAUUCCUCUCUGGUGAGAUUUGGUUAAUCAGUCCCCAGUCAGCUGUAAUGAGAACACCUGUAGUGUUCCAGA
Molecule: messenger RNA, 1437 nt
Organism: Exophiala mesophila
Lineage: Eukaryota; Fungi; Ascomycota; Eurotiomycetes; Chaetothyriales; Herpotrichiellaceae
Exons: 2
Coding region: 209-1207 (332 amino acids)
Cellular component (GO): endoplasmic reticulum
Source: RefSeq, a predicted model, not a curated record